This is a messenger RNA of Xyrichtys novacula (pearly razorfish), 10072 nucleotides long. Lineage: Eukaryota; Metazoa; Chordata; Actinopteri; Labriformes; Labridae. The record is from the annotation of a GenBank genome assembly.
AUGGACCGUCGCCCACCUCCGUCGAUCCCUGAAGACAAUCUCACCGCAGCGACAGCAAAGCAAGGCUAUUCCUGCACUACAAUUCCUCCGCAACACCUCAGCGACCGCGGCCGAAAAUCCCGCGCUUCCUGCUUCCCUGCCAGAGCCAGUCAACGCCAGAAACGUAAUGCGUGACAUCACAGAGCUGCUCCUUCAACCUGCCUUAUCAGCUCCCCCUGGCGGGGAUCAGGUCGUAUCACCCCCUGUGGCUGCUCCCUACUUGUCUGACUUCUCAAGCCACCACAGCUUUCUUCACUUCCCUGCGUUCGCAGGCUGCAUUAAAUUCCCUCGCACAUACAUCCUUCCAUCCCAACAUUCCCUGCAGUAAUACAGCUUAUGUUCCCUCUCUUCCCACAAUAGCCAGUUCCUCAGCUCUCCAUAGAGCCCUCUACCAACUCCUACACUGGCUAUCCCAAACCACCCCUAUUUCCUGCUUAUCUAUUCUGUCAACCCUCUGUCCCCUUUCCUACCCCCUCCCUUCCCCAAUAACCAAAUGUAUUUCCACAUUCUGUACACAAUUACACAUUAGCCACAGCUGCUUGCGCCAUCUAUCCAACCAGCCUCAUCCAUUAACCAUCCUUCUUACAUCUCACAAGCACUAUGCCAACAAAUUCUCACUGGUAGUUACGUAGACCUAGCGCAGCUACUCCAUCAUUUACAAUCGACCCAAGACAACCAAAGGAAUUGCAAACCAAUUCUGGUCCAGUUUAACUCUGUGACCUACUUCCAUCCAGGCCCAAAGACUUAACACCAGUAGAAUUCGCUUAAACAUUUUCACCCUUCCGCGACCUGGUCUGUUUAGUUUUUCCAUCUUGCAGGUCUGCGCUUAACGAUCAUUCUUCCAUAAUCCUGGGCAGGGCCCUGCGUUUUGGUGGCACCAGACUUCACAGUUACAACAUACACUUCGCAAACCAGGCAGCCGGCCGCAUCUAGCAGUUUAACCAGAAUACAUACUGGGGCAUACUCGUCUCUGCCUCGUAUUGCCAAAUCCUGCUGCCCGCACUUCCCUCUCCACAAGUAUGAGUAGCCCCCUUCCACCCAGCCCCAGCAUGCAUUGUUAGCGUUAUUCCACCUCAUUCGCUAAAAAGGGUCAACAAGAAAGAAAGGCCCAAUCUUUACCAAGAUGGAAGGACGGUGUGCAAUAACCUCACCACCUUGGCCACACCCUCUCCAACUGUCCUACAUGUCUGCUCUUUUUGCAGAAGUGCUCACAUCAGGAGCACAUGCCCACACGACCCAACUAUACCCGUCAGCCAACUAGCACAGCAACUCAGCUCACCUGUUAAAUUAGAUGCACCAAACACCAGUAAAUGCCCCCCCUUAGCCACCUCAACUACACCAUCCGUAUCAUCUCUCAGGCAAAAUCUUUUCUUACUAAUCCCCUAAAGAAAGCUGCAGCCAUUCCAACCUGACACAACAGAGUGGGCUUGAACGAGGCAUGCAAAACGGAGACACACGUGAUGAUUUAUAACCAACCAUAAGAUAUUCAGCUGUUCACAGAUGCAGCUCCCUCCAUAGGUUUCGGAGGUUACUACGGGAAAGAUGGAUCACUUCCACCUAGCCUCUAGAGCUAAAAGACCUUGACACAGAAUCCCAGUCCCCUUCAUUCGCCCUGCACGGACUCUCAUUACUGCCUUACUUUAGGGACAUGAAUAAAAUUCAGACAUCUGACCCCAGAGUCCAAUCCACAUCCGUCACAAAUCUUUCUGUUUUCAGCCACAACAUUGAUCAAACUUCAAAACUAACGAACCUCACUAAUGCCUCAAGAGAUGCAAUACCUAACAGUCUUGCUCCUAGUACUUUUUCUGCUGACCUUGCAAGCUGGGACUGCUUCAAGUCAUGCCGCUUCUCAUACCAGUUGCCUUUCCCUUCUCUGGACAUCAUGUCCAUCUGCAAUUAAUAACCCAUACUCACAACAUCCAGUCCUCUACCAUUAAAAUUAACUUCUUCUCAAACUUUUUUUUGGCCUACAAUGCACUGCCAUCUCUCAUUCCCACAAAACAACGUUAAUCAAAGGCUGAACGAAAACAGGAGCUUAACAUCCCACCAAGUGCCUACUGCUCACCUCCGACUUACUCAGCCUCUGCAUUCAUUCUCUCCAUUCAGUCAACUCAUCCCCAACGUUUGAUUCUACACUAGAAUCAAUGUUUAGUUUGCCUUCUUCGGUUUCCUUAGAAGCUCUUAAUUUGCUCUCACCUCAUCUAUCUUCAAUUAAUCCUGCCAUCCCAAACUAUCAGACAUCGUAGCGCACACUUCAGAUUCUCGUUCACAUUCACACCCUGAUGCACUAAACAUAUCAUCUUGGGUUUUUUCCCUAUCUACAUCUCCCGCCUCUAUUCCUAUCUCAGUGCAUAUAAACCACUUACAAACUACAUUAACUCCAGGCAUGCUGCUCAAGCAUCACCUUAUGGCCUUCUUUUACUUACCAGAAAAUGAAAGAACACGGCUACACGAAUCUGGUUCUAUAAACAUCUGAAUCAAGUCCUCCUCAUAUCAGGCAUAACUUCAGAGCACUACUCAGCCCAUUAAUUCCAUAUUGGCACAGCAUCCACAGCAGCCAGACUCAGCAUAUCAGAUUGAACCAUUCAGACCCACGGACGACGGUCAUCUCAGGCACACCAUUCCUACAUUCAAAAUAAUCCCAACUAACUGCAUCAAGCACACAUUCAAUUAAGCUUCUUUCCAAUACAACUCUUUGGGGGCUGGACUAAGCUUGGGCAGAGCGACGUCUGAGACGGAACCCCCAUCCUGAGUCUCUCCCUGCCAGACCUCUACAGAACCUCCCAGACCAACCAGACAUUCAACACUCCUGAUUAGCCUCAUCAUCCAUCACAACAUACACAUAACAGACAAAACAUACACAUUCCCAAAUUCAUAUUAAAUAUUUAAACGUACAUCACUGUGGCGUGGUCAUUGCUAGUGAAAUGAAGUUCAUGUAUUAACUUAGGUUUAGGAGCAAGGCCAUGCCUUCACCACAUCUCCAAUCACCUGACUAGCCUACAUAUACACAUCCAUCCCACCACACUCUGUUUGUCUGCGAUUCUUUGACCCACCCUCCCUCUUCAACAUUAAUGCUUCUACCACCUUCCUGGUCUGCAUCUCUCUGAUCUUAAUCCAUUUUCAGGUACAGUCUGGGUUGGACUAAGCUUGGGCAGAAUGAAGCCUGAUAUAGAACCCCCAUCCUGAGUCUCUCCCUGCCAGGCCUCUACAGAACCUCCCAGACCAACCAGACAUUCAUCACUCCUCAUUAGCCUCAUCAUCCAUCACAACAUACACACAACAGACAAGACAUACACAUUCCCAGAUUCAUAUUAAAUAUUCAAACGUAUAUCACUGUGGCGUGGUCAUUGCUAGUGAACCUGCUUUUUAAAUACCCCGAAAGGAGUGGGUGUCACGCACGGCUUUUAUUCAUUGACUUCUCCUUAGCCUUAACACAAUUAACGAUUGACUUCUCAAUUAACAGUUAACACAAUUCAACUGCACAUUUUAACCCAGGGACUUUUAAAGCUUUUUAACUUGAGUAAUAAUCUUGUGGGCUGGAGUUUAGAUUUUUUUUACCAAACCAGACACAGAGGGUCAGAGGGCUUUUUAUCUGAAAAGUUGUGCUCCUCCACUGGCUCACUACAAGGGUGCGUUCUCUCACCCUUGUUAUUUAUUCUGUACACUAAUAUGUGCCAGAGCGCUUUUAAGAACCGAUUCAUUUUAAAGUAUGCCAAUGAUACUGUUAUUGUCAGCCUGCUUCAAGGAACAGAAAACAGUCAUGGUCCUGUCAUUGACAACUUUGUCAAGUGGAGUGAGGAUUCGCAACUACAGCUAAAUAAAUCCAAGACAAAAGACAUGGCCAUUGAUUUUAGCAAAAAUGCCAAUACACCUGAACUCAUCACGAUCAAGGGGCAAGCUAUUGAACAAGUUAAAUCUUCUAAAUAUCUUGGGACUAUCAUCAACUCCACUUUGAAUUUUAGACUAAACUGUGAAGCUGUGAGCAGGAAAGGACACCAGCAUUUACUCUGUCUGCGGAAGCUGUCCCGUUUUCACAUUGACAGGACCAUGAUGACACUUUUUAUUGUGCUUUUAUUGAGUCGGUGUUAACUUUUUCACUUGUGUCAUGGUUUAGAAACCUGCCCCUAAAAGAAAGGAACUCACUGAACCAGAUCAUUAAAUGGUCUGGUUGGCUCAUUGGGGAGUCACAGCUGUGCCUACAGUCACUGUACACUAGGCAGGUACAGCGACUGGCCAGCUCCAUUUCCGCUGAUGGCUCCCAUCCUCUAGUGAGUGAGUUCCAGCUGCUACCAUCCGGAUUCAAACCCCAGGAGUUAAGACCACUCGCUGCAAAAACAGCUUUGUUCCUGCAGAUGUUUCUCUUUUAACUAAGUCUUGACGCACUCCACUUCCAUUUUUUACCACAAUGAUGGUACAACAUACAUGCAAUAAAUUAUAAGAUAAUGAGGACAAAUAAUCAUAGGUGAACAAUAAAAGAUUCUGAGUCAGGCUAGGAGCACUAAAGUUAAUGAUAGUCAGUGAAUAUGCUCUAACAUAUCAACCUACCCUAACUUUGGUGUCAAGCUAAAUUUGGAUGUGGAUUUGGAUAAACCUAGCAUUACCAGAAUAAGUGAAUAUCUGAGUCAUGACCACACGAGAGAUGAGACAGCAUCAGCCCUGUUUGGAGCUCUGGAGUUUUGCAUACUAAAGUGAGACUGGUCCUUGAAGAAGAUGGAGCAGGUUCCGAAGGUCCAGGGCUACCGGCGGUUCAGCUCAGGAGAUGACUGAAGUCAGCCGAAGGAUGGGCCAGGAGUUGCAGCACUCGGGCCUGGAGCAAAACCAGCACUUGUGGAUCCUUUGGAUGCUUCUAUCUUCUCACUCAAAAACUCUGGCACAGAGGAUGACUGGGCCUGCUGGGUGGCAUUCAGAGGUGACUUUGAAAUCACGCAGAUAACUCAGAAAAAGAGGCCCGAUGACCAGUGGAAACUCUUUCAAAAAUAACUUUGUGAAAUUAAAGAAAAAUCUAUUAAAGGCUUAAUCUUGAUGUAACAGGUAUUGUAUGAACCCAAAUGCAGUACAAACAAGGCAAAGAAUCGGUGUUCUGUCAAUAGAUUUAUUAUCAGGAAUACAGACAGUUCAGUGGCUGGGCAGGUGGCUUGGUCAGGACAGGCAGAAGUUCAGAAACUGGGAGGCAAGCAGACCAGGCAGACAAUCCCAAGGUUGGGCAGGAAGAUCUCGUAGUCAGGAACAAAAGGCUGAGGUAAUUUACCAGGAGGCAGACGAAGCAGGCAGGUCGUAGUCAGGCAGGCUUGGCACCGGGAAGACAGACAGAAGAACGCUGGAAAGUCUCGCAUGGCAAAGAAAAGUCUGGCACUGAGUGAGUGUGAGGCUGGAGAAUAUAUACUGAGCAGAAGGCAGGGGGGCUGAUUAGUGAGUGAGGGCAGGUGUGUGAUUACUGAGUGAAGGCAGGUGUGUGAUCAGUGACUGAGAGUGGGUGUGGUAAUCAGGGAGUUGGUGUGGUGUGAGCAAGGCAGUGGAAAAUUACUGAGUCCAUGGGAAAGGCUGGAGCAGACUGUGACACUUCAAUUUCACACAAAAAGUUGAAGUUUCAAAACUUGAACUAAGACAAUGUUGAAGAAAAAUCAACGUGAAUGAACACGUGGCGUAAAACUUAGAAGACUAAGAAAAAGUAAGGCUAAGUAAAAGGUAAGAGCUAAGAGAAAACAAAGAAGAGGGCUAAGGCCCGAACUACACGAAUGCGGAUAUAUUUCAAACCGCACAUAUUUAUGUCUGAUUAGGCCUCCCUACCACACCAAAACGGGAGUUUGGAGCACUCAAACCGGAUAAAUCUGAAUCCGGAAAUAAAAAAAUAUCCGUAUCCCGUAUCCGUAGUGGAUUCGUGUGGUUGGACUUUUACGGAUCGAUGACGUCAAACCGAAGCUCGCGCAUGCGAAUUGAAAAGAAAAACAACAACAACAACGAUGGCGGACAGACAGGGUAUUCUUUACGUUUGUUUUGCCCUUUUGGGGCUAAUUUCAGCCUUGCAAGUGAACCUUGUUUUUUACAAUUACAUACACCAGUCAGCCAGCUCACAGACGUGUCUGCUGCGGCCAAUACUUUUAUUGGUCACAUGGUCCGUCACAUGGACCCGACGCACUAGCGUAGCUUCCGCAAACAAUGCAUGAUGCAUCACGCUGUUACGAUUCAUCGGCCAAUCAGUUAGCUUUGUUCCUGAAUUUUUUUUAAGCGGCACCAGAUAGGAUUGAGUUUGAAGGCUACGUGUGGACACAGAUAUUUUUGAGAACUAACACGUGUGGACAGAUACAUUUAUUUAGACGGGAGUACAAAAAUAUCCUGAUAAAUAAAUAUCCAUAUACGUGUAGUUCGGGCCUUAGAGAAGACCCAGGAAACAAGCAGGAGGGAAAGGAGAGAAGAGCCAAAACAUAAGAGAGAGGCACCCCCAAGUUUACUGGUUUUAUCUCCUUUCACACUGGGAGUGUCUCUGGUGUGUGUGUGUGUGUGUGUGUGUGUGUGUGUGUGUGUGUGUGUGUGUGUGUGUGUGUGUGUGUGUGUGUGUGUGUCUGUGUGUGUGUGUGUGUGAGAAGAAAGAGGAGGGGUCGUGGGGUCUGCAGAGGAGACCUCUUAGAUAUCUGAUUAUUUGAUCUAACUUAUACUUUUGGCUGAUAAAAGAGUCAGUUCUGAUACUCACUCACUAUGAUUAAUAUCAUUGAAUGCUUGGUUUCAUGACAAAUGAUUUGAUACUAAACACAUAUGAAUGAAAUGUAGGAUCACAUCAAACAUUCUCAUUAUGUUUUAAGUAUCACAUUGAACAUGCUAAAUUACUCUGAAAUGAAACAGAUGCUAACACAGAAACUGUGAACGACAAAAGAGCAAACACUUGUGAAUAAACUUCAUAAUUAAUAAUGGAUUCUAAAUACUCACAUUCAGAUUAUUCAAUGACAUUAUAACCAACUAAUAGUUAAAAAUACUAAAUAAACAAUUACAAUAACAAAAAUAUAAACCAAACAUUUUUAAACUAUUUCUGUUACUUAGAGUAAAGUUAUGAGUCAUAGUCAAUAAAUUUAACCCUUAAAAGUUCUUGAAACAGUCUGAAAAACUGUUGGUCUAAAGAAACUAAAGAAGAAGGAUUUAUUCUGUCAGAGUGAUAACUUGGCUUCUGGAGCACAUAGAAAAAUGGGAAACAUCUCAUUUUCACACAAAUUUCAUGAUCAGACAGAUUAGUACAUUGCUGAAUGCAUAAGAUGUCAUGAUCAGUCAUUUGCAGUCUUUCACCAAAGGUAUGCAGUUUUUAUCAGUACAUGGUUGAGCAGGGUUUUACAACUGAGGUCUGGAGGUCAGUGUCCUUCUCCUCAGACCUUUCUUUGGGGUCCGUUAAGAUGGUAAAUCUCAAAUGGGAGACCUGGAUUGAGGCAUGAAUGAUUAUUUAGAUGGUCAGCGAUGGAGUCAGUUUGGAAGGUAAUAAAACUCUGUCUCUGUUCUCCGAAUUGACCAAUCGUGAAGAGUCAGAGGUUUGGUCAACCUACGACAAGUCUGGAAAGAUUUAUAUGAUCCUGUGUCCUGGGACCAGAUAAGGAAACUUUCCUGUGAGGAAUGUGUGAGUUUCACACACAGGGUUGUCUUGAUUGCUACAAUUUGUUAUUUUAUUUAUUAGUAGUUACUGUCUUUUGUGUCAUGCUUUUAUGUUUUUAGCAUGCUCUUAACAGGGCCAUACUGGCAUUUUAGUUAUAUUCAACAAUGUUUGCUUUAUUUUAUUUCUUAAUUUAUUUUAUUUCUCGUGACCACGAACAGUGAGCCACUGGGAGUACCUGUCAAUGUCUUUGGUCUGUGCUGUUUUUAACCUGUCUGCUGCAUAUGUCCUGUGUUUUUCAUGUUUGUGCAUAACGCUUGAACUGCCUCUUUCCAGACUGCAAAACAAAUCUACCUACAGGUAUCAAUAAAGUUACCUUGAACCUUGAAUCUUGAAGGUGCUGUGGAGUCACUGGCCUUACUUUCUUCAGCCACAGCUGCAGCACCACCGACCCAGCUGGAAUACCCAGGAAUUGAAAAGAAAUAAUAUUUAACUUUGAAUCAAGUAAACUAUUGUGAAUUGCAUUCCAAAUGUUUGUCAAUCAUCAUUUUUACUAUUUUAAACAGAUUACAAUUACCUUUAUCCGGUGCUUCUGGUGCAUUUGGUGCCACUGGCACAUUUGGUGCAUCUGUGUCCCCCUUUGCCUCCAAAUGCAAGUUCCCAUGGGGGCAGUCACCUAUCUGGGUCGUAUGGUAGGGCAAGGUCAGGUUGCUACUGUUGAUGUGAUGGCAGUCUCCAAAUUCUCACAGCCAACAAUGAAAAAAGGAGUUGCAGUGUUUUUUGGGGUUAUUAUCGAGGCCCCUGCAGAAACUUUUCAACAGUUGUGUUCCCUUUUACAGACCGUCUUAAGGCCAAGGCAAAAUUUGGUUGGUCUUCAGAAUGCCAACAAGCAUUUGAAUAUGUGAAACGUCUGUUGUGCUCAUCUCCUUUUUUUUCAAAUUAUUAGUACUAUUAUUUAAUUAAACCUUUUUAUUUAACCAGAUAAAAGCCAUUGAGAUCAAGAUCUCUUUCACAAGGGUGACUUGGCCAAGACAUCAGCAGCACAUCAUGAAAAACAAAACAAAAUAAAACCUGAUUGAAAGAUGACAGUAAACAGUUAAAUUUCAAAUUGUUCGGGAGUUCAAGGUGUCUUGUGAUAAAGUACAGUCACUUUUUAAGAUAAAUAACAAUUUAGAAGCACAAGCACUGUUAGGUUGUCUCAUGCUGUCUGUCCGUUAUCAUGGAGCGAAAAGCCCCAAGUGAGAUGAGCUCUGGGAGUUUCAGCUCAGUCUGCAAGGAGUUCCAUGCUGUGGGGGCUGCAAAACUACAUGUUCUCUUCCACAAGUUUGGCAUAUUUGUAGACUGAAGCACACCAAGCUGAGAGUGGCGGUGCAAUAGUGGGAGGUGUUGACAGAAUCAGCUGGCGCAGUGACCUUUUUGUCCCCGCCGGCAGCAUAGAAUUUGAAUUUUAAAUUUGAAUUUAUUUAUUUAACAAAAAAAAAAAAAAAAAUCUUCUUGUCAGACAAGAAAAGAUGCUUAGAGCCAAGUUACAGCAAAAGUGAAAGCAGAUACAAUAUUAAAAUCAUUGAAAUUUGAAAUGAAAAUAACACGAUGCCCAUAAUAUUCUAAAAAUAGACAGAAUACACGAGUAAAAGCCGGGAACAAGACCACCAAAUCAUGAAGUGCACAAUAGGGAUUGACAGUAUGAGGGGCCUUCAGGGACAUUAUUCAGGAUUACCAUUCACACACAUAUAGAACAAAACCUAUUCACAUACUAUAGUAAAAACCUCACACACUUACAAGUAAAAUGCUCUCACACUCUACUGAUAUGUUGUGGUCUCACACACAAUACUGAAACGCUCUCAGACACACUACUAAAACACUCUCACACACUACUGAGACGCUCUCACACACACUGAUAAAUUUGUUGUGUUCUCACACACACUUCUGAAAUGCUCCCACACAUACUACUGAAACGCUCUCACACACACUAAUGAAAUGUUUUGUUCUCACACAUACAAAUAAAAUUCCCUCAUAAACACUACUGAAAUGCUUUUAUGUACACUGCUGAAAUGCUCUUAUAAACACUACUGAAACGCUUUUACACACACUACUGAAACGCUUUCGCACACACUACUGAAACACUUUUACACACACUACUGAAUCACUCUUUUAAAACUACUGAAAUGCUCUCAUAAACACUACUGAAAUGCUUUGUUAUGACCAGGGGUCAUAGGUUUCCUAUUUUAUUUUCAUCAGCACAUUUUGUUUGUGGGUAGCCCUCCCUACCUGUGGUAGGUGCUGUUCCUGUGUCUGUUUUGUUUUUCAGGAGAGGACUGUGGCCUGAUUGGACAGCAGCUGAGGAGGGAAGCUGUGAAAAGGGUGACUGCUGGAGGAGCUCUCUCUCUCAUUCCUUUGUCUCGACUCCCACCCAGACCUGUGUUUUGUGGAGGCUCCUUUUGUGUUAAAAUAGUGGAAACUUUGUGA